UUUAAUCUAGAAGCAUUUUCUAAUUUUGUGCUAAAAGCUUUGUAUAUUUAUUAAAUUUAUUGAAUAGAAACAAAAAAAAAAUAAAAUGCGAUCACGAAAGUUUUUGAUGAUUACUAUAUGUUUCGCCGCGACAUGGGUUUUAAUUACGUACAUAUUCAUAUUAAAAGGGAAUCAUCCUCCGAAUUUAGAAUUGCAAAAGAAAUUAAUUAAACUUGAAACUGGUGUUAAAGAAUAUGUUGAGGAGGAAAACAACUCGUUCCAAGUUUUUCUCAACAAGUUGAAAGAAAAAAUCGAAGAGAAGAGUGCUCGUUCAAUUGAUAAUACUAUUCAAGUUAAUAAUGAAAAUGAAAUGGAAGAAAAUAAAACUAGUAUAAUAGAAAAUAUUAGUAUUGCACAACAAAUUUCGCAAGCCGAAAAUGUUGAAAGUACUACUUUUAAAAACAUAGUUGAACUUGCUGAAAUAGUUGAAACUCAUUUACCAAACGGUGAGCCAAUAAUACCAGUGCUAGUUUUAGCUUGCAACCGUGUUUCAGUUAGUCAAUGUUUGGAUAAUCUAAUACAAUAUCGUCCAAGUGCAAAACAGUUUCCAAUUAUUGUAUCACAGGAUUGUGGAGAUCCACCUACAAAAGAAGUAAUUCUAUCUUAUAAAGAUCAAGUAAAUUUAAUUGAACAACCAGAUCAAUCUGACAUAUACGUGCCACCUCGAGAGAAAAAAUUUAAGGGAUACUAUAAAAUUUCUAGGCACUACGGCUGGGCCUUAAAUACAACUUUUGGGAAAGGUUUUGAUUAUGUGAUUAUUGUCGAAGAUGAUUUAAACGUGGCACCAGACUUUUUCGAAUAUUUCUUAGGCACUUACAAUCUAUUAAAGAAAGAUCCUAGUCUGUGGUGUGUGUCAGCUUGGAAUGAUAAUGGGAAACUUGGCAAUAUUGAUAGUUCUGCCGCAGAACUAUUAUAUAGAACUGACUUUUUCCCAGGACUAGGGUGGAUGCUGACAAAAGAACUAUGGAGAGAAUUAUCUGUUAAAUGGCCUAAAUCUUUUUGGGAUGAUUGGAUUCGGCAUCCAGAACAGCGAAAAGAUAGAGUUUGUAUUAGACCGGAAAUAUCGCGUACAAGAACUUUCGGAAAAGUUGGAGUGUCUAAUGGUCUCUUUUUUGAUAAAUAUUUAAAAUAUAUUAAACUCUCUGAUGAAUAUGUUCAUUUUACUAAAAUGAAUUUGAGUUAUCUUUUAAAAGACAUUUAUGAUGAUAAAUAUAUUAAAAUGGUCUAUAAUACCCCAAUAGUAACAUAUGGUGAACUUCGUAAUGGAUUAGUUACGGUUACAGGUCCUGUAAGAAUUCAGUACAAUACCAAAGAUCAAUACAAAAGAACAGCAAAAUUCUUGGGCUUAAUGGAUGAUUUUAAAAGCGGUGUACCACGGACAGCUUAUCACGGAAUUAUAUCCUUAUUUUAUAAUGAAAGAAGAGUUUUUUUGGCACCUGGAGCAAAUUGGAAGAAGUAUGAUUUAUCAUGGAGCUAACAUAAUUUUAGGAAGCAUUUAAAAACUUUCUGAAUAAUAGAACAAAGUUACAUGUAAUUAUGUACAGAGAACAAAUUUUAGUCAAGAAUAUAUAAUAUUAAAGAACAAUAUUCAAAAUAAACUAUAAUUAGAUUGUAAGAUGAACAAAACAAUUUUAAGGAUUGCUAAAUAGUUAUUGUACAUUAGAAUUAGAAUUAUAGGGAAGAAUUAAAACAAAUACAAGAUGACUGUAAAAUUAAUUUAAGUAUAAGUUAUGCUAAGUUAUUAAAAAGAACUAAAUAAAAGAAAAUAUACCACCAAGAAAUAAUUGCCAAUACAAAAAGUUUCAAACAUUAAAGAAAAAAAUACACAGAAAGUCAUGUCAAAAAUGCAUUUACCAAUGAAUUUUUUUUAUUCAAUUAAAUGUUUUAUAAGAAUAAAUAUAAGUAUUUUCGAUUUGCGGUGAUAUAAUUAACAUUAAUUAAACUGAUAUUAUGUAAAUUCAAAUGUAUAGUUCAAUAUAAUAUUUUCUGAAAAAGCAGAAUUGGUAAUUUCAAAACUUUUGCAAUUGCUUUACAAUUAUACAUUCCAAAAUAUUAUAUUAAACAUAAAGUUUUUUUAAAGUUCAUAGUUACUGAUAUUUUUAAUAAACAUUUUAAUAGCGUAACAUUUCUUUCAUCCUAAUUUCUUUUUUGACUGACGAAAAUUUUUUAAUGAAAUUAGUGAGGUAGAUAAUUUAAUAACAAAAAUUACGUAAAAGCUUGUAUUGAAUUUGAUUUAAUAUUGAUUAAUUUGAUUAAUGUUGAUACAUUAAGCCUGUUAAUAUUUAAUUCUGUGAUUACCAUUGAAAAUACUAAGUAAAUAAUGUAAACAAACGCU
This is a messenger RNA of Condylostylus longicornis, 2374 nucleotides long. RefSeq names its product alpha-1,3-mannosyl-glycoprotein 2-beta-N-acetylglucosaminyltransferase. Gene Ontology annotation, molecular function: alpha-1,3-mannosylglycoprotein 2-beta-N-acetylglucosaminyltransferase activity. Gene Ontology annotation, cellular component: Golgi apparatus. The transcript has 8 exons. NCBI's taxonomy places the organism in Eukaryota, Metazoa, Arthropoda, Insecta, Diptera, Dolichopodidae. The record is from RefSeq and is a predicted model, not a curated record. Bases 86 to 1516 code for a protein of 476 amino acids. Gene Ontology annotation, biological process: protein N-linked glycosylation.